UCAACGAGUAUACACCAAUAAACAUCAACUUAUAAACAACUCUGCUACUGCGCAUCGUGUCGUAUUCUUGCGCGGAAGAAUGGUCUUGCAUCACGGAUAUCCUGCGUAAGGCGCACCGGCAACUCUCGAUGUAAGGGCGCACGAAGCAAGAACCCACGGCGGUGAAAUCCGAGUGUCGGCGCAAGAAACGAUGAACGAAUCGGGACGAGCCGGGAACGAAGCGGCGCGAUAAUAAUAAUAUGUGGACGACGCGGCCACGGACCAAACGAAAGUGGCGACAAUCGUCGACCCGGUCGUGCAGAGAACGUGACAAUCGGUGGAAUCGCCGUCGGGACGGCUUCCGCAUCAUCUACUCGGUAAUAUUGGCGGCUUGCAUGGCGACACAGGAGGCGAGGGGCGCCAAGUGUCCGCCACCGGACACAAUACCCGGCUGCCCGUGUUACAACUUCGAGAACGGCGGUCUGUUCCUGGAAUGCGCAGGUGCCACCGAGGAGUCCCUCAGGAACGCUUUGUCCGGCGUGAUACAUGCCACCGGCGGGGAAGGGGCGCUCGUUCAGUCAUUGAGCGUGUACGAAUUGGAUCGAAAAGUGGAGGAACUUCGUGCUGUUGCUUUCCCGGCGGGCUCGCAAAUUAGGCAUCUACAAAUAUCGCAUUCCGCGAUUCGCGAAAUAACUGAGGAUGCUUUCGAGCGAUUAAGCAAAAGCCUGGAAUCCUUGGCACUCGUAUCCGGCCGACUACCUCACGUACCUCAAAAGGCCAUGGCCACGCUAAGCCUACUCAAAGCGCUGGACCUCGAGGCCAACCUCGUUCACGAGCUGCCGAGCUUCAGUUUCUACGGGCUCUCGUUAAUUAAACUGAAUCUGAAGGGUAAUCAAAUCAUGAAAAUUUCCGAGUACGCCUUUGCCGGACUCGAGGGCUCUUUAAAGGAUCUGGAUCUGGCGGAGAACAAGAUCAGAGUAUUCCCCAUGACGUCCUUAAGAAGAUUAGAACAUCUCACGUCGCUGCGUCUCGCGUGGAAUGAGGUAUCCCAGCUCCCGGAGGACGGCUAUUCCAGGCUGGACGCCUUAAACUUCCUCGAUCUCAGUAGCAACAAUUUCAAGGACAUUCCGCUCAAUUGCUUCCGCUGCUGUCCGUCCCUGAAGACUCUAUCCCUCUAUUACAACGCGGUCGAGUCGGUCGACAAGGAUGCCUUUAUAUCGCUGAUCGAUCUCGAAUCGAUAGACCUCAGCCACAACAAGAUCGUGUUCCUUGACGUAGCUACCUUCCGUGCCAAUCAAAAGCUCAGGUCGAUCGAUCUCAGCCACAAUCACAUACACUAUAUCCGGGGCGUAUUCUCGCGGCUGCCCGAAUUGAAGGAGCUCUUCCUGGCAGAAAAUAACAUUCUCGAGAUACCGGCGGAGACGUUUGCCGGCAGCACGAGCCUCUCGGUCGUGUACCUCCAGCAGAAUGCCAUCCGGAGGAUCGAUGCGCGCGGUCUGGUGACGCUCGGCCAAUUGGCGCAGCUGCAUUUGAGCGGAAAUUACAUCGAGAAGGUGCCGCGUGACUUCCUCGAGCAUUGCGAGAAUCUCUCCACGCUGUCGUUGGACGGUAAUAGUAUCCGCGAGCUUGAAGUCGGCACGUUCGCCAAGGCGAAGCAGCUGCGCGAGCUACGGCUGCAGGACAAUCAGAUCACCGAGGUGAAGCGCGGCGUGUUCGCGCCGCUACCGUCGCUCCUCGAGCUGCAUCCAAACAACGCCAUCACGGACAUGGAGACCGGCGCGCUGAGAUCUCUGCACAGUCUGCAACACGUAAAUCUGCAGGGUAACCUUCUGGCGGUGCUGGGCGAUGUGUUCCAAGUGUCGAACGACGUCGGUCAGAGCGAAAACAGCGGCAGUUCCCUCGUCUCUAUUCAGCUAGACAACAAUGGUCUCGGCGUCCUGCACAAUGACUCAUUAAGGGGUCAAGCCUCGGUCAGGAUCAUGUGGCUUGGACACAAUAGGCUGACGCGUCUUCAAGCUCCAUUGUUUCGAGACCUGUUGCUGGUUGAGCGACUGUAUCUCACGAAUAAUUCCAUCUCGCGCAUCGAAGACACCGCCUUCAAGCCAAUGCAGGCGCUCAAGUUCCUGGAGCUUAGCAUGAACCGGCUGAGUCACGUAACCGUGAAGACAUUCUCGGAGCUACACGAGCUCGAGGAACUUUACUUGCAAGAUAACGGUCUGCGCCGUCUGGAUCCUUACGCUUUAACGGCUUUGAAGAGACUGCGCGUUCUCGACCUCGCCAACAAUCACUUAAAUGUGCUGCACGAUAAAAUCUUCCAGGAAGGACUGCCGAUCAGAACGCUCAAUCUGAAGAACUGCACCGUCAGUGUGAUCGAAAACGGUGCCUUCCGCGGACUAAACAAUCUCUACGAACUGAAUCUCGAGCAUAAUCAUUUCACUGCCACGGCGUUAGACCGCCUAGACAUACCGGGGCUAAGAGUUUUGAGAAUAUCGUACAACAAUUUUAGUCAGAUCAACGCGAACUCGUUGGACGGCCUACCGUCCCUUCAGCAUCUGGCGAUGGAUUCGUCGCAGAUCAACCGGAUGCCAGCCGAGAUUUUCGCGAAAAACAAGAAUCUUGCGAAACUGCUGCUCAGCAACAAUUUGCUCAAGAUGCUGCCGGCGAUGUUGUUCUUAGGCCUCGAGGCGCUCAAGGAGAUCAAACUUGACGGCAAUAGGUUCCAGCAAGUUCCGUACGAUGUGUUUGCGAACGCGAGCACGGUGGAGUUCCUCUCGCUGGCCAACAACGCUCUCAUUCAGGUGGAUAUGUCGCGAUUGUGCGGAUUGACGAGUCUGCGGGAGCUCGAUCUACGCGGCAACUACAUCUCAUCUCUCACCGGCUUCGCCACCGUCAACUUUUCUCGCCUCAUAUCCGUGGACUUGAGUCACAAUCAUUUAACGGCGCUCCCGGCGAAUUUCUUCGCCCGCUCGAACAUGCUGCGAAAGAUCGAACUGGCGGCCAACAAGUUUCGUCAGAUACCAGCUGUGGCACUCACGGCGCAAAAUAUACCUGGUCUCACCUGGCUGAACGUCACCGCCAAUCCUCUCAUGCGAAUACACGAGAUCAGCUCAGAAGCGAAAUAUCCGGCUCUGCAGGAAAUUCACAUUUCCGGAACGAAUUUGACGAUAGUCACCAGCCAAGACUUUGAGGCGUUUCCCGCGCUGAUGCAUCUCUUCAUGGGUAACAACAUGAUCUCCAGGGUAUCCCCCAGCGCUUUUCGAAGUCUUCCGAAUUUGCUAACGCUGGAUCUCAGCGUGAACGAGCUGGAGCUGCUACCGCAGGAGAGGCUGAAGGGACUGGAGCACCUUCGAUUGCUCAAUCUCACGCACAAUCGUCUGAAAGAGCUCGAGGACUUCCCGCCUGACCUGAAGGCUUUGCAAGUGCUCGAUCUUUCGUACAAUCAGAUAAGCGGAGUGGGAAAGAGCACGUUCCAACACCUGGAGAAUCUAGCCGAGCUGCAUCUCUACGGCAACUGGAUAUCGUCGAUCUCGCCGGACGCGUUCAAGCCGCUGAAGAAGCUCAGGAUUUUAGAUCUAAGUAGGAACUUCUUAGCGAACUUACCGCUGAAUGCCUUUCGACCUCUCGAAACGCAAAUACGGAGUCUACGGGCUGAGGAAAACCCACUGCACUGCGACUGCGAGUCUCAGGAGCUUUGGGAAUGGCUGCGCGAUCAUCAGAAACUGGUCGGCGGCGGGAUGAGCCGGAAUCGCGGGGGCGGACUGAGGGUGAAUGACAUGGACGGCGGUCUGCUGCGGUGCGAGCAGCCGCCGGAGCUGCGCGGUCUCGUGUUCCUGGAUCUGGAUCCGCAUGCCUUUUGCUCCGCGCCGCUGGUCUUGAAACUGGCGAUCCAGGAUAUCCAGCCGUUCUCCGUUCUGGUGUCGUGGCAGAGCAGGAAUCACUCCGGCUUGCGCGGCUAUCAGGUGGCCUAUCACGCUCUGGACAACGUUGACGAGGUACGUGCCAAAAUACUCGAGCCCAGCGCGCGCUCGGUGAAACUGUCGAAGAUGUCGUCGAGCACGCGCUACCUGAUCUGCGUGUUCGGUCUCGGUAAUUGGAUGACGUCGCGAUCGCCGGAGGACAGCCCGAUGGAGCAGCUGAACUUCACGCAGAUCGAGAUACUCGCAUCCACGCCGAGCACGCAGACGGACUCGCCGACCAGCCGUUGCACAGAGGUGAAGACGCUGGACGCGCCGGACGCGAUAAUCAGCAGCGACGGCUCGGCGAUGGGCGACGUCGGCAGCGUCAGCAGCUUCCUGACGAGACGGCUCGGCCUGAUAGUUGGCUGCUGCAUGGGCUUUAUCGUCUUCCUGCUGCUUGUCUCCGUGCUCGGCUAUCUGAAGGUGAAGAAGCAGCGGGAAGCGGUGAAGAGGGAGCAGCAACCGAUACCGCCCGAGUACAUAUCGUACAGGCAUUUUAGCAUACAAAGCGGCGAGGCCGGCCACGCCGCCGUUCGGCAAACCAGCCAGGACGGCCAGCACUCCAACUUCAUCAACAACACCACGCUGAACGUAUGAGAAAAGCCGCGGAACUCCCGACUCGUGGAGGUUUCGAACGUGUAAGCAGAGUCGAUUCGUACGACAAUCUCGUCGAUUCGAGUGUGCUAACCGAUUCGAAGGGCUCCCGAAUUGCGGAAGUUUCGUGUUUACCCGCCAAACGAUCCCGUUAAACGGACAAUCCUGUGUCGAAUUUUGUCGACGUCGAACUGUCUUGCGAACUGAGAAACUGCCAUAAUUAGCGGUGCUGUGCGCUCGAGUGACACGCACGGAGAGUGCUGCAGUUGAUUCGGUCGAGUGCUCGAGACGAGCGUUCUCGAUCGUUGUUGUUCACCUCCCCCCCCCCCGCC
Molecule: messenger RNA, 4861 nt
Organism: Linepithema humile (Argentine ant)
Lineage: Eukaryota; Metazoa; Arthropoda; Insecta; Hymenoptera; Formicidae
Source: RefSeq, a predicted model, not a curated record